AUAAGUCGUUUUUCUGGUAGUGAGUCUUGUUUAAAGGGUUUCUGGACUAAAAAUGAGACAUUUUAAGCUAGAAAUCAGACUACUGGUAAAGAUGUUUUGCAGUGGGUGUGAAUGGAUUAAUUCAUUUAUUUGUGCAGGGAGGCCGGAGCAGCUGAAGAAAUCCACGCCCACGAUUCGCCGUCAUCCCUCCUUCAGGACCGUCAGGGUGGAGCCUGCUGGACAACGAUGGCUGACACCAGGUCUGAGGAAGUAUUCCUGUCGACUCACCGUCGACACAAACACAGUCCACAACAAGAUCAAACUGUCUGAUGACAACAGGAAGAUGAUGUUGGUGGGGGAGGAUCAGUCGUAUCCUGAUCAUCCACACAGGUUUGAUCUCUGUGAUCAGCUGCUGUGUAGAGAAGUUCUGACGGGUCGCUGUCACUGGGAGGUCCAGUGGAGCGGACGUGUUUCUGUAUCAGUGAGUUACAGAAGAAUCAGCAGGAAAGGAGGCUCUGAUGACUGUAGGUUUGGAGGAAACGAUCAUUCCUGGAGUCUGGACUGUUCUCCAGGUGGUCGGGUGGUGGAGCCUGAUGCUGCUGCUGCUGCUGCUGGACCAUCCAGACAGGUCUGA
Messenger RNA from Cololabis saira (Pacific saury), 613 nucleotides. RefSeq names its product stonustoxin subunit alpha-like. The transcript is spliced from 4 exons. Bases 53 to 613 code for a protein of 186 amino acids. NCBI's taxonomy places the organism in Eukaryota, Metazoa, Chordata, Actinopteri, Beloniformes, Belonidae. The record is from RefSeq and is a predicted model, not a curated record.